Messenger RNA from Ilyonectria robusta, 1250 nucleotides. RefSeq lists its product as uncharacterized. The coding region runs from base 174 to 962 and encodes 262 amino acids. The transcript has a single exon. NCBI's taxonomy places the organism in Eukaryota, Fungi, Ascomycota, Sordariomycetes, Hypocreales, Nectriaceae. The record is from RefSeq and is a predicted model, not a curated record.
CAACAAACCUCGAACCCACCCGUGGCUCGCCCAAAUGUCGCGUAGCUAUUGGGCAUUAGCUCAGAAUGGUGAUUUUCAAUGUCCCGGAGCCAUUGAUUUCAUGUUGGCCGUUUAUGCGGUGAAUACAUAGUGUUCCAUUGGCUGAUGGCAUCUGUUUUCAAUGUCUUCUUUCAAUGCCGUGCUGUGGCGGACGCGCAUGCAUCGUAGGCAGCCGAUUAUAUGCUCCUACGUAUUACUUUAGGUACCUCCCUGCUGCGCUCUAUACAGGGCGAUCCCAGAGCACAGAGCACUCUGUUGAAAACCCAGCCCAACGGUUCAGGCCCUCAUCAACAAUAAACAAGACAGGGUCCAGGCUCGUUAAUUGUCAGCCUGAUGGCAAAGGGUCCAACCACCAAAGCCCAAGCGGAAAUCACCAAAAAUUCUUUCGCGACGCCGAAUGUCCGUGGGCCGGCGUUGCAUUGAAAGGUCCGUCCCGAGAGGCCGGGCAGCAUCCGCCCGUCAGGCCCCGUCGGGCCCCGUCUUGCACUCUAGCCAGCAGGGAAGUUGCCUGCUGCGACCCCUGUGGCGACAGUGACAUUGAGGCUUUCAGGCUCCCAAGGCGCAUUCAAAGCCCCGGGGGGACGCGUUGGUGUUUUCUGGAGUACAGCACCGCCAAACCUGGAGAGAAAAAGAAGGUUGCCGUACCGUUGGGCUGGACGUACUGCGCGGGUUUCCAUUCGCGGGCUCCGCACAGCCUCGACGAGUGGGAAUUUGGCCGAACUGUCAAUUCACAAAGGGCGAGACAUUCAGCUGGCGACAGCCUUUUGGACAAUGUCGUUGGCCGUGGCUGGCGUGAAACAUGCAACCCAGGUUCCAAGCCCCCCAUCACGCAUCUGCGAUCCCGCCAAUCUGCGUGCUUGACAGGACGGGUGACAGGAUGUCACUAUGUCACGAUGGCUGCUGUUUCCGCCGGAGGUAGAUGACACUAAACUGCUCGGGUUGGACGGCUCAGAUCAUUGACGACGACGUUGCUCAGAGGCGCGGCCGCACACUCGCCGACGUUCUGCGAGAAAAAGGCUUUCGGCCUCGGACAUGGUUCGGCGCCUGGAGUGCCAAGCCUCGAGAUUUCGCAUGCUCAGACGCCGACAUGUCCGUCAUCCCUGCGCCGCUGCGCUGCGCUGCCCUUUCCUGUCCAGUCCCAGCCUUUGGUUCAGUUCCGUCUUUCUUCUUCUGGCCUUGUCCAAAGGCGGCACCCCCGUCGACUCACUUCA